UUGAUGAGGAUGGCUGAAGAAUACAGCGAGAAAGCAGGAACUAGAAUAAAAGUGGACAUGGGAACACUGACAGGGUUAGCGAUAAAAACUUCAAGCUGAUAACGAAAUGUUUUUUUAAAAUAUUGCAAAAAUCAGCAAACAGGGAAGAGAGAAGGGGGAGCAGGAGACAGCGCAAGGGAGUGAGAGAGGGAGAUUGGUGGUUGGUGGAUUAAGUCUGGUCCGAGAGGAUUAGUGUCAGUUCAGGUUUGGUAGUAAACUCACAUUCAUGUUGUUGGCGUUGACUGCUUCUGACACACUCGCCCUACUGGUUCCUUUCAACUGAGAAAUCCCACACUGAACAAUUGGACCACAGGAAGGGAAUUGGAAUAACCCUUUCAUUCUCUUCUGAACAAUUACCAUGAAACAAGCAAUGGAGGAUGGUGUCAGUGUGGUACUAUCCAGUGUGGUGAAGGAUGUUGACCAAGCUGUUAGCAGGAACAUUAAUGGUGCUCAGCUUUUGCAUGAACUACUGAGUGCACCGUGGCUUUGUGCUCUGCUGAAGAUUUAUGAGUGCCUGUUAAAGUUCCAGAGACUGACACCAAGCCCCGUUUUGCCUUAUGCUGCAGGACUCUCACAUGAGGUCAUAACUGCAAUACUGACAGCUCAAAAGCCUUCAGCUCCAGCUAGAGAGUUGUGCAGCCUCCUGAGCUCACCUCAUAUCCAGGCUCUCUUGUCAUCUCAUGACAGUGUUGCACAGUCAGACUAUGAGCCUGUCUUACCCCCUCUGCCUGAUGAAAUACCAGAGGAUGAGGAGGCAAUGAGGAUUGUGUGUCUUGUAAAGAACAACCAGCCUCUGAGUGGAGAAGAGUGUAGAAGGAGUGUAGGAGAAAUUCACAGCCGCUGGAGCAGCCUGCACCGCUUUACAUUGGAACGCCUCAUCCCUGCAAGAAGAGCUCAGUCAGGGGAGGACCUCAGAGUGCCCGAAAGUGAAGCAAAGCUUCCCCUUGUUCAUAAAGACGGCAGGUCCCACCCCUUUCUCCCUCGCUAUGAAUCCACAGGAAGUUGCUAUUUGUGUUCACCAACUGUAAAACUUGGGAACAAAGGACUCAAUCAGUCAGCUCCCUCUGUUUUGAACCCUGCUACCUGCACUGAGGAACUCAAACCCAAUGGGAAAGAUGGUGCUUCAACCAGAGAGAGCAGUGAUGACUACGCAUACCCACCUCCUCCAAUCCCAGCUUACAGUUUUAGCCUUCCCAACUCUCCUGUGUUGUACAAAAAAAAUUCUACAGGAGGACAGUCAAAAAAUAUCCCCACACCUGGAAGGACCUCCUCUUGUCGUGGCAUGAACCCUCUUAGAUCUGGCACUGCUCCUUCUAGUCCUGCAGCUAGAAGGAGUACUCAGGAACAAGGGGUCAGCACUAUCUCCAGAAGAGAUGGUUGUCAAACCACUCAAACCAGACCUCAUAACACACAUCAGGAAGAGUCUUUAAAUCAUCCAUUAAUGUUCCACUACGCUACAGCUCCUCGUCACAAUGAAUGCCAGAACAUAUCAAAACGUAAACAAAAUGCGCAGCAGCAGCAAUCAAGACACCAUAAUCAGCGUGCUGAACUCAAGAAACAGUGCAGUGUGGAAGAGCUUAGGUCCACUGUUCAGAUGGUGGCCAGCAGUAUUGAACACAAUAGUCAGGAUGUACGCCAACUUGGUGAGAGGAUGGUGGCAGCAUCAGAGAUUAUCACAGACAGCGUGGAAGAGAACGCCCAGGCACUUAACCUGCUUGCCGAGGUGGUGGACAAGCUUCAGGGGCUAAUCAUAACCAAAAAACACCUCGAGUCAUCUCCUUCACAGAGAAAGACACAACAAUAUCCACCCUCACCUCCUCCAAGGGUCUCCUCAUUAUCUCCAAAACUUGUCCGCAAAUCUCCAAUACCAUACCCAGGCCCACUCUCACCAUCUUCUUCCACUACUUUCUCCUCUUCUUCCUCCACAAGUUCUUGUGCAGAUGACUUUACAACAUCUAGGAGUCCAACACAAAUUAAUGGUGGAUCCAAAAGGAUGGUGGCAGCUCCUCAGAGGGCAGGUAGGGGUGGUAAUAAUGGACAAGUGAGGUUCAACACUGGAACCAUUUCAAGAGCUCCUCUGGAGGACCAACAAGACUGUAAGAGUACAGGCUGCUUAAAAACAAAGAAGAAGAAGAAGAAAGAGUAACUAGACUAAAAACAAACCUUUUCAUCUCUUUCCAGCAUUUGUACUGGAAAAACUGUGCCAGUGACAAAAAUACCUAAUGUCUUAGUCUAAAAAGAAAUAUCAGCUACAACAACAUAUGGACUUUUUUUUUUUUAAUUUGAAGAUUUUUUCGAUUUUUCAAACAAUCACUCAAAGGAACAAAAGCAAACAAUAUAAAGGUACAAAGCAAUUUCUUUCUGUCUUAUUUUCGUCAUCUAGUCCAACUAUUCUUAGAAAGUAUGACAGCUUUCAUUUUUUUCAUCAGCUCUGAUUUAUUAUUUUGGGUUCUUGACUAUGAUGGUCUGAAUAUACACAUUGAGCAAAAAAGGAGGAAAGUGUUUAGGGUUAAAUUUAUUUUUAAUAAUAUUUGCUAUGGAUUAUUUUGUACAUGUUGAACUGCAUUCAUCUUGACUUAUUGUUUGUAUAUUUACGUGGUAUCUAUUGCACAUCAAAUACAGCAAUAAAACCCUGUGGAAACACCUAAGAAGUUUUACAUUAUUCCACAUAUAGAAACAUCAAAAUUAAUUUUCAUGAGCACUGUUUUAGCGCCUGGUUGGAGCUUAUGUAAUUGGCAUUUUUUUAAAAAUAAUUUAGCAUUUUCAUUUCCCAAAACUAUGGUAGCAAAUUUGCAGGACUACUAAAGUUAUCCUUAAUUUUCAUGAGCCCUUGCUACCAGUUUGCUUCUAGCAAUGGCCUGUAGUGGACAUUGUAUUGUGUUGAUAGUGUUUACCUUUAGAGUCCCCAUGAUAUUUUGAUGUAAUGCAAAAUGAGUUAAUAUCAAAUGCCCAAGCAUUAAAAUAUAAAGAAAAAAACCCUUUAGUUAUCUAUUUAACUUUGAUCUACCACCAGCACUAAACUGUGUGGUUUUGAGUUGAAUGUAUGUUCAGCUGCUGGGUGUAUUAUGUUAGUGUGUAUAUUGAUAUUCCUCACAAAAUGGCACAAAAAUGGAAGGCCUUAUAAAAAAAAUAAUAAUAAUAACUGGCGUACAAGAAGAGCUUUUACUUAAUUUGCUGAUUUUUUAAUGAGGAUCUCAUGAAGAGAAAAUGUGUUUAAACAAAGUAUUUAUUAUUUACUUUUAAAAUCGUGUACUUUUAAAAAUUAAUUUAGUCAAAAUUUUCCAUUUGCUAAUCUUAGAAGACAUUUUGCCUUUGCCUUAAGAUCUCUUGUCACUAUUUUUGCUUGCUUUUUACUUUGUUGUUAAAUUUUGAACAACUCUCUAUCUGUUAGGGUGCAACUAUAAGAAAGGAUGAGGCAACGGGAGAUAUCUCUAUUGCCCGGGUGAUUCAUGGAGGAUUGGCUGACCG
This is a messenger RNA of Haplochromis burtoni (Burton's mouthbrooder), 3507 nucleotides long. Its product is annotated as MAGUK p55 subfamily member 4. The coding region runs from base 398 to 2185 and encodes 595 amino acids. The transcript has 8 exons. Lineage: Eukaryota; Metazoa; Chordata; Actinopteri; Cichliformes; Cichlidae. Gene Ontology annotation, cellular component: plasma membrane; adherens junction. Gene Ontology annotation, molecular function: protein binding. The record is from RefSeq and is a predicted model, not a curated record.